This is a messenger RNA of Oldenlandia corymbosa var. corymbosa, 414 nucleotides long. The record is from the annotation of a GenBank genome assembly. NCBI's taxonomy places the organism in Eukaryota, Viridiplantae, Streptophyta, Magnoliopsida, Gentianales, Rubiaceae.
AUGCCCUCUUUAUCUGCGAUGACCAAGACAAUUGGAGUGGCAGACGGCAUUGGAGGCUGGGCCAGGUACGGAAUUGAUUCCGGCGUCUAUGUCUGGAAGUUAAUGGACAACGCCGUGGAGUCGAUUCAACAACAACCAAAGGGUAAGGUGAAUCUCCUCAACCACACCAACGUCCCUUUCCCUCUGCCUCCUCCCCACAACGCCGUCGCUUCCGAUUCUUCAUCCCCAAUGGCCCAGGUUUCACACCAACCACCACCGCUGUUCCCUCCUUAUAAAAAGAAAAAGGAAAAACCGCCAUCGUCGUCAUCAUUCCCUACCUCCUCCUCUUUACCUCUUCAGCCCCUGCAUCGACCGCCGGUCACCGUCCUUUCACCAAGUAGUAAAAUUGAUAAUUAUCAAGCCUCCUAUUGCUGA